UUGAGUUUGUACAGAAAUAGGUGAACUGUUCAGUGAACGUGUAACGUAUUGACGUAGAGAAAACUGAUUUACAAGAAAUUAAGUAAUACAAGGGAUUAUACUUACUUCAAUAGAACGGUACUGUGAUAAAUAAUAAAACAAUGUCUGCUGUAAGCAAUGUCAACUCUUUGGUUGGUGCCACGACCCGCUAUAUCGCUGGUCGGAAUGCUAUGCAAACAGUGUACUGGCGCACAUCAUCGGCAACAAACGGCAAAAUGUUGAAAUACAAUAAGACUUGCGAAUUCGACAAAUCACAACAACUUCCACCAAGUAUACGAUUCCAGAAUUUUAAUCACACCUUUAAACCACAAUAGAAGUAAUCACAAUCACGACAUCACAAGGAAACAGAAUCUAGUCCAAUAAGUCCAUAAAGUGUUCAAACUCUUAAGAUAAUGGCUAAAUCGAUAAGAGCUUCACUCAACUAAACUAA
Teleopsis dalmanni is the source of this 469-nucleotide messenger RNA. RefSeq lists its product as uncharacterized. NCBI's taxonomy places the organism in Eukaryota, Metazoa, Arthropoda, Insecta, Diptera, Diopsidae. The record is from RefSeq and is a predicted model, not a curated record. Bases 141 to 353 code for a protein of 70 amino acids. The transcript has a single exon.